This is a messenger RNA of Kogia breviceps (pygmy sperm whale), 1053 nucleotides long. Lineage: Eukaryota; Metazoa; Chordata; Mammalia; Artiodactyla; Physeteridae. The record is from RefSeq and is a predicted model, not a curated record.
GGUGCCCUGGCAAAGGAAAAGGGCGCGCGAACACGCGUUCGAGGCGGGGCCGGAGAGGAUCUCCUGGGCAGCGCUCACUCCCUGGCCGGCUUGCUUGCGCGCAGUUGCUCCCUCUGUCCUUCGCUCGCUAGCGCAUCCCCUCCCACACCAGGGAGUAGUUUUGGGUGGCGCGGGCUCCGUCCUCUUCUCGGCUGGUGAGAACCGUGUGCCCAGAAGAGGAAGUCUGGUGUGCCUGGCCCCUCCCAGCCCAGCGCCGAUGAGUGCCAGGGAGCCCAAGGAGCUGAGGCUGGCGCUGCCGCCGUGUCUCCUCAACCGGACCUUUGCUGCCCCCAACGCCAGCGGCACGGGCAGCGCUAGCGCCCGUGGCCCGGGCGCAGGAGGCGGCGGCGGCACAUGCAUCACGCAGGUGGGACAGCAGCUCUUCCAUUCGUUCUCCUCCACGCUGGUGCUGAUUGUCUUGGUCACCCUCAUCUUCUGCCUCAUCGUGCUGUCCCUCUCCACCUUCCACAUCCACAAGCGUAGGAUGAAGAAACGGAAGAUGCAGAGGGCUCAGGAGGAAUAUGAGCGGGAUCACUGCAGCGGCAACCGCGGCGGGAGGGGGCUUCCCCAGCCCGAGGGCGGCCAGGCCCCAAACCAAGCAAAAGAAACCCGGCUGGAGAAGCAGGGCCGGGACUCUGCCUUCUGCGUCUCAUCCAACGCCUCUUCUUCCCCUGGCCUCCUGUGCCAGCGUCCCUGUGCUCCUCCGCCUCCACCACCGGCCCCCAGUCCGCAAGGAGCACACACAGCCUCUUCCUGUUUGGACCCAGCUGGCGAGGGCCUUUUGCAAACGGUGGUACUGUCCUGAUUGUCUAGCCCCUCUCCUCUUCCCUUCCUCGUUUCCAGCAUCUUUGCCGUCCUUGCUUUUUCCCUCCGGCCUUCCUCUUCCCCUUUCCUGCGGCCUCCCUUUCCUCUUCCUUCUUUCCUUAUUUGUCUUCCCCCUACUCUUUUUCUCCUCCGCCGAGGCACUGUGCGGUAUUUGUAAAUAUUGGGCGAGGAAAGUCUCGGAAGAAGAAA